GGAGGGGGGGGGGAAUUUUUAGUAAUGACCCACUGAACGGGCAGCACAGAGCUGUCAACGUGCAUCACUCAGGGAGAGAGAGAGAGGGGGAGGGAGAGAAAGAGAGGGAGAAAGAGAGAGAGAGGGGGGGAAAUAAAAAGAGAGCUUGAGCAGUGGUUUGCAGACAGACAGCCGAGCCGUCCUGUCGGGAACAAAGCAGACGCUGGUGCUGGUGUGUGUGGCUGUGUGUCAGGCAGCGGCCGGUGGGCGCCCCGACUCUCACACCAACAACAACCCCCUCUCUGGUUGCCAGCGCUGACCCAGCCCGGUGAUGGUGAAGCGGGGUAAAUAGUGAAGGCAGACGGAUGAGGCUUCGGCCGGAUCUGAAGGUGAACCCUCCAGCAUUUUCAGAGCAUGUUAAAAAAGGGUGAUCAGAAGCGUGGACGGACCAGAGCUGAAUUACAUUCCUCGCCCACAAAAUAGUCUGCACAUGCAUUCUCAUCUGUGAGCAUUAACAAUUCUGUUCCCUCAAAGGCAGAAUGAUCUUCCUGCACUGUGUACAGUGCACAUGGCAUCUCUGGACAAGAGAGACUCAUUGCUGGUUGGUCAGUGGGAACUGAUAUAGAAUGAAGGACAUGUCACUGGGAGCCCAUUUACUUGUUGGACUGGCAAUUGCUGCUACAGUGCGGGCAACUGAGAGGAGUAGGGACUGCCCGAAGGUGUGCACUUGUGAGGUUCGGCCGUGGUUCACACCAAGGUCGGCCUACAUGGAAGCUCCCACCACAGACUGCAGUGACUUAAGCCUGACGGCAUUCCCACAUAACUUGCCAUCCGACACCCAGGUUGUGCUGCUGCAGAGCAACAACAUUUCACAAAUCAAAGAGCCGAUAGACCUCUUGGUCAACCUGACUGAAAUCGACUUGUCUCAAAAUAACUUUUUUGCAAUUGGCGACAUCAACCUGGGACAGGCGAGCCGGCUGAUGUCUUUGCACCUGGAGGAGAACAGGCUCACUGAGCUGCCCAAAGGGUGUCUGUCUGGGCUGGGCAAUCUCCAGGAACUCUUCAUCAACCACAAUCACAUCUCACGGGUGGCACAUGGGGCCUUUUCUGGCUUGGCUCGUCUCCUCAGGCUCCACCUCAAUGCCAACCGCUUGGCGUCCAUUGAAAGCCAGUGGUUUAAGGACACACCAAGCUUGGAGAUCUUAGCCAUUGGCGAGAACGCCAUCGCCCAGAUUCAAGACAUGAACUUCAAGCCACUGGUCAGCCUGCGGAGCCUGGUGAUGGCUGGCAUGAGGCUGACCCAGUUGGGUGACAAGACCCUGGUUGGUCUGGACAGUCUGGAGAGCAUUUCCCUGUAUGACAAUGGCUUUCGCUCUGUGCCCCACGCGGCUCUCCAGAGGGUCCCCAGCCUCAAAUUCUUGGACCUGAACAAGAACCCAAUUCAGAGGAUCAAGCAGGGAGACUUCCGGAACAUGCUGCAUCUGAAAGAACUCGGCAUCAACAAUAUGGCAGAGCUGGUGUCCAUCGACGGUCUCGCUCUCGACAAUUUGCCCGAGCUGACGAAGAUCGAAGCCACCAACAACCCGAAGCUCUGCUUCAUCCACCCAAACGCGUUCUACAGAGUUCCUCAAAUGGAAACGUUGAUGAUCAGCAGCAAUGCGCUGAGCGCCCUCUACAGGGGGACAGUAGAAUCGCUUCCCAAGCUUCAGGAGAUCAGCCUCCACAGUAACCCUAUCCGAUGUGACUGUGUCAACCGCUGGAUCAAUGCAAAGAGGACACGUAUCCGCUUCAUGGAGCCCCAGUCGCUGUUCUGCGUCGACCCUCCUGAAUUCAAGGGGCAGCGAGUCCGGGAGGUUCCCUUCAGAGAGAUGACCGACACCUGCCUGCCGCUGAUCAGCUCUGAGAGUUUCCCUUCCGGCCUGAACAUGGAGCAGGGCAGCUCCGUGUCCCUUCACUGUCGGGCCACAGGGCAGCCAGAGCCUGAAAUGUACUGGAUUACCCCGGCCGGUGACAAGCUCUUACCCCACAUGGCGACCGGCAAGUACAGGGUGCACCUGGAGGGAACCCUAGAUAUAGUGGAAGUGGCCGGCGAGGACUCGGGCUUGUACACGUGUGUGGCUCACAAUCUCCUGGGCUCGGACUUGCGGACUGCGGUCAUCACGGUCAAUGGGUCCUGGCCUCGGAGGGCGAACGACUCUUUUAAGCUCCGAGUCCGUGAGGUGACCUCGCAUUCGAUCCUGGUGACCUGGGAGGCCGUUUCCAACAGCGUAACGGCCAGUGUUAGUUGGUCGGCUGCCGGUUGGGUCACAUACACGGUCAGAGCUCCCACAGACCUGCACUUGUACAAUCUAACCCAUUUGAACCCCGCCACCGAGCAUGAGCUGUGUGUCCGCCUGGCUGACCUUCACGGACAAACCAAAACAACAUGUGUCAACGUCACCACGAACAAAGGGCUGGACCAUUCGGCGAAAGGAAAGGAGGCUAGUGCCGGUUUGGCGACGGUGACGGCCCUUGGUACCGUCCUGGGGGUGGUUAGCUUGGCCUGUCUCUACUUCUCCUGGAACAUGGACUGUGGCUGUUUACAAAAUGACACGCAGAAUGAAGCUGUGGUCGCACUUCCCUUGGACGAGUCUUGUGUUCCUCUCAUGGAUAAUCGGGACAUGGGGGGAGAGGAAGACGUGCCGACCCUGGAACUGGAAGCCACUGUCAUUGAUGUGUCAGCGGCUGCUCGUAAAAGCAGAGAUGGCAAGGGUCAUCUGAGCUGCAACUGGCCGGCUUUUGAAUGUUGAGUAAAUGGAGGUGAGAAGCACUGAUCCGUUCGCCCUGAUACUGACACCCGUGGGAAUGGUGUGAGGGUGAUGGCGGUGUAGCCCACCCCCAGUUUAUAAACAAACUCCCGUGUAUAUGUCAAGUCGGUGAGGUAGGCACAUUCCAGCGUCCCUCCCGGGUAAUUUACAAUGUGGGGCUGGCGAGUGGGGCAGCCCGCCGCCACCCCCGAAUGCUGAGGGAGUGAGCAGACAGCAAUCAGGCACCAGGCAGUGACAACAACCUCAUGUUUUACUCUAUGUGAAGUUGUUUACUUUCAGUCCAAACAAUAAAACAGAUAUACAGUAGAAGAGCACAGUGAGAGUAGGUAGGUAAAAGGUUAAAUGCAUUUCCCCUGUAUUUGACUAACGUGUAAACAGUAUUGGUCUCUACUCCUGGCCUCUUACACAAGGCUGGGAGCUGCCAGUAGUUUAUAAGCUGUGUGGUUGAAAUCGGAUGCCACAUGUGGUGUUAAAUGGAUAUGGACCUUUAGAUUAGGUCAUACAUUAGGUCAUACAAGUAUGUGAAAUGCAAUCUUUUUUUUGAGAAACCAGAAAUUAACAUUUUUGAAUAAACUCAGUUGUGUCUGGUUCCCUUUUCA
Molecule: messenger RNA, 3385 nt
Organism: Callorhinchus milii (elephant shark)
Lineage: Eukaryota; Metazoa; Chordata; Chondrichthyes; Chimaeriformes; Callorhinchidae
Gene: lrrn3a
Product: leucine rich repeat neuronal 3a
Exons: 3
Coding region: 606-2768 (720 amino acids)
Molecular function (GO): protein binding
Source: RefSeq, a predicted model, not a curated record